Colletotrichum navitas is the source of this 525-nucleotide messenger RNA. RefSeq lists its product as uncharacterized. Bases 1 to 525 code for a protein of 174 amino acids. Lineage: Eukaryota; Fungi; Ascomycota; Sordariomycetes; Glomerellales; Glomerellaceae. The record is from RefSeq and is a predicted model, not a curated record. The transcript has 3 exons.
AUGAGCGAAGCAAAAACAACUGCCGAAGGAGCCGAGGCUCUCCGCCGGAAACUGAGUGCUUUGGAGGAGGAACGAAGCAAGUGGAAAGUUGCGGCCAUGGAGAGCCACUCUGCUGUCAGAAUCAAGCUUGCGGCAAAGCUGUCCGAUGUCGACGCCACAACACGUGUUGAAACAACCAUCAAGGCUUUGAUGGAGAAGAACCUACAGGCUGAGAGGGACAGGCACGAAGAGGUGUCGAACCGCGAGGUUUUCGACGAGGCCCUCAAGAGCCCCUGGGCAGGACCAACCACCAGAACCAUCCGGAACCUCGCCAAGUUCGCCGUCUCACACGACCAUGGAAGCCGAGAGUCGCUGAGUCAUUCGGUCGUCUACCGCAACAUUGUGCCGUAUAUCUCUGGGCGCGGUUGCACACGGGCGUUUGAGGCCUUUCCGGACUACUCGCAGCCGGGCAACGAGUACUAUCUCUUCGCAGUGCUCGAGAAGGAGGACGGCGAGGCGGUCGGCGCGAUCCGCUCGAGGAACUGA